Messenger RNA from Mya arenaria, 8429 nucleotides. RefSeq lists its product as uncharacterized. Gene Ontology annotation, molecular function: TFIIIC-class transcription factor complex binding. The record is from RefSeq and is a predicted model, not a curated record. Bases 154 to 3510 code for a protein of 1118 amino acids. Lineage: Eukaryota; Metazoa; Mollusca; Bivalvia; Myida; Myidae. Gene Ontology annotation, biological process: RNA polymerase III preinitiation complex assembly. Gene Ontology annotation, cellular component: transcription factor TFIIIB complex. The transcript has 12 exons.
GGUUGAUCAAAAGAUGGUAUUGCAACUGUUUCAACAGAAAGCAGUCGUUAUUGCCCCAUUUCGUUGCUUUACAUUAACAUUAACAUCUAAGAAGUAAACACAAGCGAAAACUGGAUACUAUACCAGUAGUUUGGGCUCCUAUCUCAAACAGUCAUGUCGUCUAGGCGAUCGAGACUUCAGGUAAAGCCAAAUAUUGGUGGGGUGAAAGGCCCUGUUGCAAAGUCAGCGACAAAGCAACAGAUAGAAGUUAAAAAAUCUGAGAAGAAAGCUGCGGAGUUGGAGCAGAGUGCAGGUGAAACAUUGAGUAUAAAACAGAAGGAGAAAAAAAAUGAAAACACAGUUGCCUCAGAUGCAAAAAUUAAUCAAGAUUUUACGACCACAUCAGAAAAAAAGACAGAAAGCCCUAAACUCGAGAGGGCAAGGUUAAGGCAGUUUGGUAAAGUGAAUAUAGCUGCAGUUAGAAAGAAACCUUGUUCAACAACAUCUGAAGAUAAAGAAAGCAGUCAGAAAAAUGUUGACAAAAUACCAGCUAUGGAAGAAAAGGUAGUAAAUCAAGUCAAAACACUAGCUCUAAAAACAGAGGAAAAAGAUUCUUCAAAAAGUAGCAUCGUACGGAGAUCAAGGUUCCCGAAGGCCAAGCCAAAUGUUGAUGCAACAAAAAGAAAGCUAAGAAAUACAGACAGUGAUACAGAGAAAAUACCAGCUGGAAGCAAGGAAAAAGGUUUGCAAACACCACCGAAGAAAAGUAAAGCACACAUCAUAAUUUACCCCCCAGAAGACAAGCCCAUUAAAACACAAGUGAAGGAACCAAGUGAAGCUGCCACAACCCUGACAAACAAGCAUUUCCUAAACUCGCCAAAUACCAGUCUACAGGAAGGUCUUCCCAUUACAGCAAGCAUACUGAAGACACCAAAUACCAGUCCACAGGAAGGUCUUAGCAUACCUAUGACACCAAAUACCAGUCCACAGGAAGGUCUUAGCAUACCUAUGACACCAAAUACCAGUCCACAGGAAGGUCUUAGCAUACCUAUUACACCAAAUACCAGUCUACAGGAAGGUCUUCCAAUUAUUGCUAGCGUACUAAAGACACCAAUUGUACCAAAGUCUCUGCUCAAGCCACCGAUACCAAACAUACCUUCAGCUUCGCCAUUGAAGCAGUAUGUUGAAAAAAGGGCCAGAACACUGAGUACUUCUGAGCCGGCACAUAUCGUGAAGCGUGUCAAGAAGCCCAAGCUAGAGAUUCCUGUUGACCAACCACCUGAUCGAACGAAGGUCAAAAUGCGGGACCUCAUUCACUGGAACCCAUCUAGUAACCCGAUGAAAAUCAAAGCAAAGGAUGAGACCAAAGUUCAGACAAUCGCACCAGAAAAGGAGAAUGUGGCCGACAAUGUAAAGGAUGUUCCAGAAAUGGGCAGGGCCAUGGAUGACACGCCUCUUCCUGUACCCCAGGUCACAAUCGGGCCGGAUGGGAACAUUGUCAUAAAUGAGAAAAGCCUGGUGGUAGACAACCCAAAUGUGGACAAAGGGGAUAGCCAGGACAGCGAGGUCAUUGAUGAGACAGAUAGAGUCACCACCUAUAACAGCUUCCGCACACAUCACCGGGCAAGACCUUGGUCCAAGAAGGACACCACCAAGUUCUACAAGGCAUUGGCCAUGUGUGGUCUGGACUUCUUCCUGAUCAGUCAACUCUUCCCCAAGAAAACUAGGCUUGACGUUAAGAAAAAGUUCCACAAGGAAGAGCGCAUGAACAGACCUCUGGUUGAAAAAGUUUUGCAAGAAGGUAUUCAGUUUGACGCCACCUGGUUUGAUAAGUGUGCUGAACCGGAAUCAAGCGAUGAAGAAGUGGAGAGGAAAAAGCACGGGAAAAAAUCUGGUAAAUCAGAGGCAGGAAAAAAAGCAGAUGGGAAAUCUAAGGCUAGAAAACGUAAAACAGGAAAAUCAGAUCCUGAAAGAGAACAGAAAAAGAAGGGGAAACAGGGACACCAAAAAGGUAAAGGUUUGUACACUGGGUCUGGCAUCAAGAAGCUCAAGUACUAUGAGGAAUUGUCUGAUGAUGAGGGAGCUGAGGAAGAGGAACAUGCACCACAUGACCCCAGCAGGAAAGACAAGUCGUGGGAACCACAAGGCACAACAAAAGAAAUGGUUGAGUUGGGAACCAUUCAGAUGGAUUUACGUAAAGGCCACCAUUCCAAAGAUGGUGACAACGCAGAAGUUGACUCUUUCAGCAGCAUGAGACUGCCAACACAGUCUCCUGUAGAUGCCAGAGGAAGCGUAGAGCCAACUUUUACUGCUACACCAUUAUAUCAAGGGGCGGAUGCAAAUCAGGAUUCUGCUGAAGGUUUUCAAAGCAUUGAUAUUAGUGCAAAUCAUGUGAGCGACUGUUUGGUGGCUAACCAGAGUUUGUUAGAACAGGGAUCUCAGUCUAUAGACAAUCCAGUUGAUCCCAUAGGGUUACUGCCUGGUUCAACGCUGGUUGGUUCUACAACAAUGGGUCUGUCGCAAAACAUUGAUGGAGACCAGUAUGUACUUGUGACAGUGGUGCCUGAGGGUGGAGGGGAGACUGUUAUACAUAUCUACAGGGUCCAUGGGGGUCUUCAGGGUCAUGGGCAAGUAACUCCUGCAACAGAGCAGGUAAUGAACUCUGGAAUUCUGGGUAAUGCUGCACUGCCAGGCUCUUUAACAGCUGGUGAUGUGCAGUUUAAUUUGACAGCUUCUUUACCUGUUAUUCAAAAUGGAGUUGUUCGAAACCAGUCUAACACGGGUUUGGAAAACCAAUCUAGCUCUAAUAUAGAAUUCCAGUCUAACACUGUUGUUAAUAACCUGUCAAGCACUAAUGAUGGAAUACAGUUAUAUACAGAGAUAGAAAACCAGACUAGCUCUGACAUUGGAUUCCAGUCUAGCACAGUUGUGGAAAAUGAGUCUAUCACUGACAUUGGAUUCGAGUCUAGCUCAGUUGUGGAAAACCAGUCUAGCACUGACAUUGGUUUCCAGUCUAGCACAACUGAAGAAAACCAGUCUAGUACUGACAUUGGAUUUCAGAUAAACACAGGAGUUGAAAACCAUUUUAGCACAGGCAUUGUAUUCCAGUCUAGCACAGGUUUAGAAAACAAUUCUAGCCCUAACAUUGAAUUCCAGUCAAGUAUUGUGGUGGAUAACCAGUUAAGCACUAACAGUGGGAUACUGUUAAACCCAGGAAUGGAAAACCAGACGAACAUGGACGAAGAAAUACAGUUAAGCACAGAUUUAGAAAACCAAUCUACUACCACUACUGAGAUUGGAAAUAGUGAAAAUACUAAUUUUACAACUCUCAAACCUGUGAGUGCUACGUUUAAGACAGAGGAUACAAAGAACAGUGCUCUUACUUCUUCUAUAGUGUCUAGUGAUGUAAAUGUUAUGAGUUGCUUGGAAAAUCUAGAUUCAGAAGAAACAUUGUCUCCAAGUAUUCCUGUGUCUGUAGAAGUGACCAAAAAUGUAAAUAAGUCACUGCCAGAGGACAUCCAAAAUAUUUAAGUUAAUUCGUUUUUAAUAUCCCGUACAGUAUAUGAACAGCAGCUUUCAAAACACAUUGAUGCAUUUUUUUUAUGUUUAAGUAAUUUGAAUAACCAGGCUCUAAAGUAGAACUAUUAUCAUGAAAAUUCCUCUAAAUUUGAGGCCAAGAGUCAGAGUAAAUGACAAUUUAUUCUUUUUAGUAUCAAAUGGAUCAAUCAUUUACUUUACUGCAUAAAUUAUGUAGUACAUCCUUACUAGUAUCUGUCUUUAUAAAUCCUUGAUGCUAGUCUUUUGGUCAAAAUAUUCACUCUUAAUUUUACAAAAUGUUUCAAAAUUCUUGUUUUCUUUAUCAUCACACUUUCAUAAAACAUUAGAACACCAAACAAAGGAAAAGUGAACUUUUUCUUAAGUCACUUUAGGGUGCUGUUCAUUCAUACUUUAAGGUGCAAAAUUCAUGUGUUUGAGUUACUCGUCUCAUUUGUGUCAAUUUUGCUAUAAAUCAUGUUUAUUUAAAACACCUCGCCCAUGUUGUGGGACCAAAUUUUUUGUCAUAGUAAUGAAUCCAAAAACACUAAUUAUAUAAUUGUUUUACUCUGUGAUACAGAAAUUGCAGAUAAAAAUCAAAGUAAAUAAAAGAAAAGGUUUUGGGGGGAGCGAACCAACACUGGUAAAGUCAAGAUAAAACCUGAAAACUGACAACAAAUGUGCUCGCUCACAAGAACUCUUACAUAAGCUGAGAGAUAAAUUAAAAUUUAAUCCUUUUUUCAAUAGUGUUUCUAACUCUAUUCAAAAUCAUGGACUUCAAAGACAAUAUUUGAGCAUAUGUCAACCUUUGUUGAAGGGUUCCAGCUGUCAGUAUCUUAGUUUUAACACUUCUCACUUUAUUUAAAGAAGGUAACACAUUAAGACAUAGGCAUCAUAUUAUGAAAAACAUAACACAUGUCUUAUUUACAAUGCCUAUAACUAGAAUUAAUGAUUGUUUUGACAUGUAAAAUGCUUAGAAUGGAAUUUCAGAAAGGUACCUAUUAAAAUGUAAUACGAAAACAUAAAGAAACAUGAAUAUAAUACAUUCAUUUAACACAUCAAUGCUUAAUAAUACAUCAAUUUGUACCUAAAUGUUAACAAGAAAUCUCAUCAAAAUUGUUUAACUGAGUAAAGUAGGACAGUCACACAUUUAUUUAACACCUUACUCAACAUAUACAUAUGUAUAAACUAUACCUGUGGUAUGCAUGGAAUUAUGAUGUAAAUAGUACUUUUUGCAGCGGGUUUUAAAUGUCUUUUCCGUGUUAGACUUACGUAUUUCUUCUGGUAAAAAAUUCCAAACUUUCCCACUGUAGCAUGCAAUCGAGUGUUUCUUGUAUUGUGUUUAUGUCGAAAGUGAGCAACGUCUUGUUGCAUGGAAGAUCGUAAUCCAUAUCUUGUGUUGCUAGAUAUCUUAAUAAUAUCUCUUAAUAGAUUUAAAUACCAUAACAGCCGUUUGAUAUCUGCAACGGUAUUUAAAUUGAAGCCAUUUUAAUUUUUUAAAUAAUUCAUGUGAUGGCGUUCUAAAAGGCUUAAAGAGAAUAAUUUUUGCAGCUCUUUUUUGAAGCAUGGUGAUUCGUCUCAUAUGCGUUGCUUACUUUUCCCCCAAACGCUACAACAAUAGUCAAACAUAGGAAGUAUAUACGAUUUAUAAAACAAUUGUCUCAUUUGAUCUGUUAAAAAGUAAUACAGUCUUUUUAAAAGGGCUAUCUUUGCAGUUACUUUCUUGAGGACAAAUUCAACUUCCAGACAGAUUCCACGACAAUGAUGAAUCAAAAAUAAUUCCAAGCAAUUUCUUCGAAGUUACAUUGAGCUUAUAGUAAACGGUAUUAUUACCAUCAUAUGUAGUAAGUUCUUCAUUUAUUUCCAUGAUGUACCGUAAAUGACUGGGUAUAAGACGUUAGGGGGUAUUAGACGCAGGGGAAAAAAUCUGUGAAAAGUCCAAGAAAAAAACUUUUAAUCUAUGUUUUUGGUUAAAAGACGCAUGGAAAAAAUGUCUAAUUGUCUGGCAUUUUCGGCCACCAUGUUUGUUGACAGUGACAAAAAAAAGAAAAUUCGUAAAAAUGGCGACAGUUAUCUUUAUCUUUUAUGCCGGUCGGGACGAGCUUAGUGCGGCUGUCGAGAGUUGUCAAAUAGGAGGUUGCGGGAGUUGUCGAGGAGAUUGUUCCUGAAAAUGGGAGCUUCACUGACUGAAAAAUGAAGAUGAAGUUUGUUUGAAAAUCAAGUCCUUUAUAAUUUUCAGGACACAGGCUUCAUCUUAAAUACCAAGUUUUUAACAAUAUGAUACAGAUCUCAGAUUUGAUAAGCAUCAUUAAAUCAUUAACUUGUCAGUACAAAAAAUUCUAAAAUUGAAGCUGAGUAGCCUGAGGGAUUGUGCUACUGUUUUGAAGAAAAAUAUAUGAUAGGUUGACAUCAAUUAAUGUAAUUAAAGGAAACCACUUAGCCUAAGGUGGCCAAAUUAUUAAACUUAAAAACAAGUUAAGAAUCUAAAAAGAUAUUUAUUAACUGCCAAAAAUAUUAUACAGGUUGGAGGCAUUAAUAUGUUUACAUGAUGUAUAGACAUGCAAAGUUCGAAAAGGAGUUUUAGUCAUAAUAGUUAUUCUUAAACUAUAUCUAAAUAAGUAAUUCUGAGUUAUUUCACAACAUACUCAUAUUAUCCACAUAAAAAUAAAUAUUUGUAAUUCCAAUUAUCAUUUUUGCAUAAAUUUAUAUUUAAUUUAUGUAGCAAGAAUGUGGGGCAUAAUAUUCCCCCCUACUACUCCUUUUCGAACUUUGCAUGUCUAUACAUCAUGUAUAGACAUACAAAGUUCGAAAAGGAGUUUUAGUCAUAAUAGUUAUUCUUAAACUAUAUCUAAAUAAGUAAUUCUGAGUUAUUUAACAACAUACACAUAUUAUCCACAUAAAAAUAAAUAUUUGUAAUUCCAAUUAUCAUUUUUACAUAAAUUUAUAUUUAAUUUAUGUAGCAAAAAUGUGGGGCAUAAUACAAUGAUAAACUGUCGAGAAUGAUAAGUUAAGUUAUGCAAAAACCUUAUAUUGUAUGGGUUUGUUCUCAAAAUGUCAACACCUACAGAAAAGAAUAAAGAAUGUGACAAAGUGCGAGAAAACAAGACCAUUAUCGCAACAGUAUGUGGUAUUGGUAUGUUAAACAGGAUAUAGGCAGUCGAGUUUUUCACACCUUCUCGUACAACUGACAAAAAAUAUUUUGACAGUGCUCAACUUUGCUUUUAUAUAUGCAAGUUUAAUUAUUGUUCAAUUCAAUUUAUAAUUUAUUAUUCAAAAUAAUAUUGAAUAACUUGAAUCGAAAAAUAUUUUUGUUUAAAUUAUAAACGUCUUACGAUAUACGUAUCCCGAUCUUCAACUGCCGUUUUAACUCGUAUAUACUCGAUCAAUAUGACGCGAGUAACAUCCCUUUCUACAUAAAUCUAAACAAACUCUCGGCUUGAAAUCGACCUCAGAAAAAAAGUUAAAACAAUUGUUACUGGGUAUUAUACGCAGGCAUUUUUUUUGCAUCGAAAUCUGAGGGAAAAAAGGGCGUCUAAUACCCAGUCAUUGACGGUAUGUACACAAAUUAUUUACAUGGAAAAUUGUUGCUGUUUAGCACUUAAGCUGUGUUGGCUGUAUAGUAUUUUAUUGAAACUGUUUUUAGCUCGACUAUUUUCGAAGAAUAUGGAGAGCUAUACUACUCACCCAAGCGUCGGCAUUGGCGUCACACCUUGGUUAAGGUUUUGCAUGCAAGCACACAGAGGUUUAUAUCUCAGCAACUACUUGAGGUAUUGCAUUGAGACUUUAUACAAUGGUACUCAACCAUCCAACCUACUUAAUUAACCAAGUUAGAUAACUCUCGUUUGCAUUUAAUGCAAAUAAUAGGCCUUUAUUAUUCGACUUAGAAAUUCGGGUUAAGGUUUUGCAUGCAAGCACACAUAGGUUAAUAUCUCCGCAACUACUUGAGGUAUUUCAUUGAGACUUUAUACAAUGGUACUCAACCACCCAACCUACUUAAUGAACCAAGUUAGAUAACUCUAGUUUGCAUUUAAUGCAAAUAAUAGGCCUUUAUUAUUCCACUUAGAAAUUCUGGUAAAGGUUUAGCGUGCAAGCACACAUAGGUUAAUACCUCAGCAACUACUUGAGGUAUUGCAUUGAGACUUGAUACAAUGGUUCUCAACCAUCCAACCUUCUUAAUUAACCAAGUUAGAUAACUCUUGUUUGCAUUUAAUGCAAAUAAUUGCCCAUUAUUAUUCGACUUCUGGUUAAGGUUUUGCGUGCAAGCACACAUAGGUUAAUAUCUCAGCAACUACUUGAGGUAUUGCAUUGAGACUCGAAACAAUGGUACUCAACCAUCCAACCUACUUAAUUUACUAAGUUAGAUAACUCUAGUUUGCAUUUAAUGUAAAUAAUAUCCCUUUAUUAAUUAAUAUUGAGACUUUAUACAAUGAUAUUCAACCACCCAACGUAAUUGAAUAACCAAGUUAGAUAACUGUAUUUUGCAAAAAAUGGCCCUUUAUUAUUAGACUUUAAAAUUCUGGUUAAAAUUUUCCAUGCUACCUCAUUAAUGUUAAUAUCUCAGCACAUCAUGUAUUGCAUUGAAAUAUAAUCUAACAGUGAUCCAUGCAUGUUUCCCCAAAAUUUCAAUCUCUGUGACAGCUCAUGUUCCAAAUUAAACCUUAGUUUCAAAAGCAAAAAAGUUUGACAUUUAUCAAAUCCCUUUUUUAUUUUUGGUCAUAUUAAAAAUAUAAUAUGAUAGAACAAUGAUGUUAUCUUAUUUUAUAUCAUACAAUAGUUUUUAAUGUACACAUGUACCAUUAUGAAUAAUGGAAUUAAAUGAUAGACAGCGAUAAACUGACAGAAUGUUAUCAUUAAUUUUAGAGUAAUUUAUUGUAUAUAUAAUGAUCAUUUUGUUUGAUAAUAAAAAUAGGAAUGAA